This is a messenger RNA of Gekko japonicus, 2064 nucleotides long. It is a transcript of the gene TLCD3A, whose product is annotated as family with sequence similarity 57 member A. Gene Ontology annotation, biological process: lipid homeostasis. NCBI's taxonomy places the organism in Eukaryota, Metazoa, Chordata, Lepidosauria, Squamata, Gekkonidae. The record is from RefSeq and is a predicted model, not a curated record. Gene Ontology annotation, cellular component: endoplasmic reticulum; membrane. Bases 1 to 999 code for a protein of 332 amino acids. The transcript is spliced from 6 exons.
AUGCUACUGGAGGCAAGCUUCCAGAGAACCAAGUCAGAUCCUUGCCUGUACACCAGACGCAAAGGUGGCAAAUGGACAUACCUUCUUACCUACGUGGACGACUUGGCCCUAGAUUAUGAAAACCCAGAUGACAGCAGAGAAAUAAUAGAUCAUCUGGACAAGCAAGUGGAAAUCAAGCAACUUGGCAACAUCACCCACUACUUAGGCAUCCAGAUACAGAGAGAACGAGAUGGAAGCUUUCUCAUCAACCAGGAGCAGAAAAUCAGAGAACUGAUAAAGCAUUUGAGAAUGGAAAAUGCCAAGCCUACACCAACCCCCAUGGAAGUUGGCGGGCUGGUUUCCUCCAUCCAAGCCAUGAUGGCAACACUCUCAGGCCUCGUCGUCAUCUUUAGCUGCAAGGACGUGGUGCACGACAGGCACUGGUUGGCCCAGGAGUACAUCUGGAUCGUGGUUUCUUACAUGGCCUACGAUCUGUACAUCAUGUACCUCUGCUACUGGCACAAGAGCGAAGAGAAGGGGGAGGCCCAGCAGAAGCACUCCCUGGCCAGCGUGAAGGGCUUCCUGCAGAGGGAGCGGCUGAUGGUCACUCACCACAUCUUCAUCCUCGUCAUCCUCACCCCUGUGGCUGUGCAUCUCCGGGGCGAACUGGGAGACUUCUUUGUCGGCUGCAUCUACACGGCGGAACUGAGCACCCCGUUUGUAUCCCUGGGCAAGAUCCUGAUGCAGCUCAAGCUGCAAGACUCGCUUUUGCACAAAGUGAACGGUAUCCUCAUCUUAGCCACCUUCUUCCUCUGCCGGAUCCUCCUCUUCCCGUUCAUGUACUGGGCCUACUCCCGACAUUCGGGCAUGCCCAUCUACGAGGUGCCGUUCCGCAUCCCCGUCCACUGCAACGUGGCCAACGCUCUGCUCAUCGCCCCGCAGCUCUACUGGUUCUUCCUCAUCUGCCGCAAGGCCGUGCGCCUCUACAGCAGUGCGCCAACUCCGGACCGAAGCAGAUAACAACGGGCUUGGGCCCACCCUGCAAGCACCGGGGUUGGAGCUGGCCCGCCUCUCAGGAUCCGUGCCUUAGGGACUGAGGGUCUGAAACCCACGGGGACCUGCGGCAGAGGCAUGAGUUCCCUUCACUGCACACAGAAGAAACAGGGCUGGUCGGUGGCCAGCCUCCCACCCUCCAGCUCUCUCCUGCGUGCGGGACUAACCAGAGCCUGCUCUUGCUGGCCUCCUGCCAGAAAGAAACAAUGGUAGUUGGAUAUUGAAUGUUUGCAAGCCAGUAGGACUGGGGAGGGGGGUGCCAGAAUGUGGGAGCAGCCCCCCAGCCUCCAGUGGCCCCCCGGUAGCCUUUUGAGGUUGGGACAGGCCCUGGACCAGAGCCUGAGUCGCAGGGGCUACUCCGUUGCUCCUUGUAGCGUCCAGCGGCUUCCCCAGCCAUGCUUUGCGCCCCAGGUCUUCCUGCUUCCCCUUCUGACUGCCUUGUGCCACUCCCAGCUUUGGCACCCUCUCCUUCCGCCCCAAAGCAAACACAGCCAACACUACUGACUCUGGGAAGAGGGACCCACGGGGUCCACUCAGCGGCACAAGGUCCUUUCAGCAAAGAAACUGAAUGCUGUAAGGUCUGGGUCCAUCAGGGCUCUCCGUGUUCUGUGCUGUAUAAGGAUUCCGGCUCCCGCGCUUCAGCUUUCAGUUUUGAAACGACGCAAGUUCCCAGGCCUCAUGGUUUAAGAAGACAGGACUGACAGCGGGCGGGCGGAGCUGCAGGAGGUGGGGAAGGGAACGGUCAGAGGGCUCCCCGGAGGAGCAGUGCCCUUUGCGUCUCUACGCCCCUCCUCACACCCAGCACAGGCAACAGGGGCCCCCUGUGGGCAGAUGUGGCUCACAACACGAUGGGGAGCAGAUGUGCCAAGUUCAGUCCCCACUAGCAUCUCCGAUUAUAAAAGGGUCUUCGGAUGUGGAGAGCUACAGAAUUUCCAUGCGAAUUGUUGGGCAGCCUCUACCAGCCAGGGUAAACGAUGGUGGUGAUAAUGGAAAGUGCUGUCAAGUCACAGCUGAGUUAUGGCCACCCCGUAG